Laccaria bicolor S238N-H82 is the source of this 3987-nucleotide messenger RNA. RefSeq lists its product as uncharacterized. Gene Ontology annotation, cellular component: membrane. NCBI's taxonomy places the organism in Eukaryota, Fungi, Basidiomycota, Agaricomycetes, Agaricales, Hydnangiaceae. The coding region runs from base 1 to 3987 and encodes 1328 amino acids. Gene Ontology annotation, molecular function: ABC-type transporter activity; ATP hydrolysis activity; ATP binding. The transcript is spliced from 23 exons. Gene Ontology annotation, biological process: transmembrane transport. The record is from RefSeq and is a predicted model, not a curated record.
AUGUCUGACUCAAGGGCAAGUACCACCGACGAGAAGGUGGCCGUCAACGACGAGAAAGGCACCACCGCGCAUCACAAGAACUCCAGCAAAGGCUUUUUUUCUCGCAGAAAAUCCCAACUUCCUGUUGACGAAAAGGAUGAGAAGGAAAAGAAUGGCGAUGUAACUACGGAGGUGACGCCAGCAGAACGCGAAGUACCUCCCAUAUCCUUCACGCAACUAUUCCGUUUUUCGACACCGUUCGAACUCUUCAUUGACGCCAUUGGUAUUGUUGCGGCCAUGGCGGCUGGUGCAGCCCAGCCUCUCAUGUCACUUUUGUUUGGUAACUUGACCCAAGGCUUUGUAACAUUUUCAUCGGUCCUUCUUCGGGCGAAGAAUGGGGAUCCGACUGCAGAGGCCGACAUACCAGCCGCCGCCGCCGCCUUCCGCCACGACGCCGCCAAAGAUGCACUUUAUCUUGUAUUUAUUGGUGUUGGCAUGUUUGUUUGCACGUACACGUACAUGUAUAUCUGGGUUUACACGGGCGAAGUUAACGCCAAACGUAUUCGAGAACGCUACUUGAAAGCCAUCCUGCGACAAGAUAUCGCAUUCUUUGAUAAAGUUGGAGCAGGCGAGGUUGCCACGCGAAUUCAAACGGACACCCAUCUGGUGCAACAGGGUAUCUCUGAAAAGGUUGCCCUUGUUUCCAAUUUUCUUGCCGCUUUCGUUACCGGUUUCGUCCUUGCAUAUAUCCGCUCAUGGCGACUCGCCCUUGCUAUGUCAUCAAUUUUGCCUUGCAUCGCGAUCACGGGUGGAGUGAUGAACAAGUUUGUUUCUAUGUAUAUGCAGUUGUCCCUCAAGCACGUUGCUGCCGCGGGAAGUUUAGCAGAAGAAGUUAUUUCCACUGUACGCACAGCUCAAGCUUUUGGUACACAAGAGAAGCUCUCGGUGUUAUACGACGCUGAAAUUGCACAAUCCCUUGCUGUCGAUCUGAAAGCCGCAGUUUGGCAUGGCGGAGGUCUUGCCACCUUCUUUUUCGUAAUUUAUUCUGCAUACGCCCUUGCAUUUAGCUUCGGUACAACCCUAAUCAACCAGGGCCAUGCAACUGCUGGAGCUGUUGUCAAUGUGUUCCUAGCAAUUCUUAUUGGCUCGUUCUCCCUGGCUCUUCUUGCUCCGGAAAUGCAAGCUGUAACUCACGGCCGUGGAGCAGCCGGCAAGCUGUAUGAGACCAUUGAUCGUAUUCCCGACAUCGAUUCAGCUAAUCCUGACGGUCUUAAACCUGAGAAUGUUCACGGUGAAAUUGUUCUCGAGGAUGUCAAAUUCAGCUAUCCCUCUCGUCCAGAUGUCCAGGUUGUGAAAGGAUUGUCUCUGAGGUUCCACGCAGGCAAAACCGCGGCUUUGGUUGGCGCUUCAGGUUCCGGAAAGUCCACCAUCGUUUCUUUGGUUGAACGGUUCUACGAUCCUACAUCGGGCGUCGUGAAGCUAGACGGUCUUGAUUUGAAGGACCUCAAUGUGAAGUGGCUGCGAUCUCAAAUCGGCCUCGUUUCUCAAGAACCAACCCUGUUUGCUACGACCAUCAAGGGGAAUGUCGCCCACGGGCUUAUUGGCACGAAGUUCGAACAUGCACCUGAAGAGGAAAAGUUCGCUCUGAUCAAGGAAGCUUGCAUCAAGGCUAACGCAGAUGGGUUUGUUACCAAGCUUCCCUUGGGUUAUGACACCAUGGUAGGCGAGCGCGGAUUCUUAUUGUCCGGCGGACAGAAGCAGCGUAUUGCCAUCGCUCGGGCCAUCGUCUCGGACCCUAGGAUUUUGCUCCUCGACGAGGCGACUAGUGCUUUGGACACACAGUCGGAAGGCAUUGUACAGGAUGCUCUGGAUAAGGCCGCAGCCGGUCGAACUACUAUCACCAUCGCUCAUCGACUGUCUACCAUUAAGGAUGCUGACGUCAUUUUCGUCAUGGGCGAUGGACUCGUCUUGGAACAAGGCACACACAACGAACUCCUCCAGGCAGACGGUGCCUAUGCGCGUCUCGUUCAGGCUCAGAAGCUGCGAGAACAACGCCCGGUUCUUUCUGACGACGAUAGCGCCACUUCCGUCGAUGAAGCUGAGGAUAUGGAGAAGCUGGCGCGGGAGGAGGUCCCACUUGGUCGCAAAAACACAGGCCGUUCCCUCGCGAGCGACAUUUUGGAACAGAAACGUCAAGCCGCAGCUGGCGAGAAAGAGAAGGGCGACUUGAGCCUGUUCACUCUUUUCAUCCGCAUGGGAAAGCUCAUCAGGGCGCAAUGGAAAAAUUACAUCUUUGGUGCUGUCUUCGCUUCCAUGACCGGCAUGGUGUACCCGGCUUUCGGUGUUGUCUAUGCCAAGGGUAUCACGGCGUUCUCACAAACCGACCCCCAUGAGCGUCGCGUCUUGGGCGACCGUAAUGCACUUUGGUUCUUUGUUAUUGCCAUCCUUUCAAUGUGUGCGAUUGGACUCCAAAACUUCCUUUUCGCCUCAGCGGCUGCGAAUUUGACAGCGAAGCUCCGUUCAUUAUCUUUCAAAGCUAUCUUGAGGCAAGACAUUGAAUUCUUCGAUCAGGAUGAAAAUAGCACGGGAGGUUUGACUGCGGACUUGAGCGACAAUCCUCAAAAAGUCAAUGGGCUUGCUGGUGUCACUUUGGGAGCCAUUGUGCAAAGUAUUUCGACUCUUAUCACUGGCUCAAUAAUCGGUCUUGUGUUCAUCUGGAAGGUGGCCCUCGUCGCCAUUGCGUGCAGCCCUCUGCUUGUUUCGGCUGGAUAUAUUCGUCUGCGUAUCGUCGUACUCAAAGAUCAGGCUAACAAGAAAUCGCACGCAGCAUCUGCUCAUUUGGCUUGCGAAGCAGCUGGAUCUAUCCGCACUGUCGCUUCGUUGACACGGGAAGAGGACUGCUUAAAGCAAUAUAGCGAAAGCUUGGAGCUUCCCUUGAGAAACUCUAACAGAACUGCUAUCUGGAGCAACAUGUUGUUUGCAUUCUCCCAGUCCCUCGUCUUCUUCGUUAUCGCCCUUGUCUUCUGGUUUGGCUCCACUCUUGUGUCGAAACUUGAAGCCAGCACGUUCCAGUUCUUCGUCGGGCUCAUGAGCACAACUUUUGGCGCUAUCCAGGCCGGAAACGUGUUCUCCUUCGUACCUGACAUGUCGUCGGCGAAAGGUGCUGGUUCAAACAUCAUCAAACUGCUCGAUUCCACUCCAGAGAUCGAUGCGGAGUCGGACGCCGGCAAGAAGGUUGACCCUAACAGUUGCAAGGGGCACAUCCGUUUCGAGGGUGUUCACUUCCGCUACCCCACGAGACCUGCUGUUCGCGUCCUUCGUGAGUUAUCCCUGGAAGUUGAGCCUGGAACGUACAUCGCCCUUGUCGGAGCCAGCGGGUCGGGUAAAAGUACAGUUAUUCAAUUGAUCGAGCGAUUUUACGAUACCUUGGCUGGCGACAUUUAUCUUGAUGGCGAACGCAUCACGGAUUUGAACAUCCAAGAGUACCGCAAACAGCUGGCUCUGGUGUCUCAAGAACCCACUCUCUACGCUGGAACUGUCCGCUUCAACAUUUUGCUUGGGGCUAUCAAGCCUGAGUCGGAAGUCACGCAAGAGGAAAUCGAAAAUGCUUGCCGAGAUGCCAACAUCCUGGAAUUCAUUCAAUCGUUGCCACAAGGCUUCGACACCGAAGUCGGUGGCAAGGGAUCCCAGUUAUCCGGUGGACAGAAACAACGUAUUGCUAUCGCCCGUGCCCUGCUGCGGAACCCUAAAGUUCUUCUACUGGAUGAGGCUACUUCCGCGCUGGAUUCAAAUUCCGAGAAGGUGGUGCAAGCCGCCCUCGAUCAGGCGGCUAAGGGCAGGACGACAAUCGCGAUUGCCCAUCGAUUGUCAACGAUUCAAAAUGCAGAUCGCAUUUACUUCAUCAAGGAGGGACGGGUGAGCGAGUCCGGAACACACGACCAGCUGUUGGCGAAACGUGGCGAUUAUUACGAGUUCGUGCAACUGCAAGCCCUCAGCAAACGCGAAUAA